CGCUGCCUCUAGAAGAGGGCUAUGGCCAUUGUUUCGCUCCUGGUCUUUCCCUCCUUCCUGCCCGUCUGAUUAAUUUAAGCACCGCACAGUUUUCAAAGCACGGCGAAAUGGCUGAGAUGGGCAAGGGAGUCACUGCCGGGAAAAUAGCCAGCAAUGUACAGAAGAAGCUCACCAGGGCCCAAGAGAAGGUCCUUCAGAAGCUUGGCAAAGCUGAUGAGACAAAAGAUGAGCAAUUUGAGCAGUGCGUGCAAAACUUCAACAAACAACUGUUUGAAGGCUCCAAGCUGCAGAAGGACCUCCGGACAUACUUGGCGUCAGUAAAAGCAAUGCACGAGGCUUCCAAGAAACUGACAGAGUGUUUGCAAGAAGUGUAUGAGCCGGAGUGGCCUGGUAGAGAUGAGACUAACAAAAUAGCAGAGAACAAUGAACUGCUGUGGACUGACUUCCAUCAGAAGCUGGUGGAUCAGGCAUUGCUAACGAUGGACACCUACCUUGGCCAAUUCCCUGACAUAAAAUCUCGCAUUGCUAAACGGGGAAGGAAACUCGUGGAUUAUGACAGUGCCAGGCAUCAUUAUGAAUCUCUACAGACUGCAAAGAAGAAAGAUGAAGCCAAAAUUGCCAAGGCCGAAGAAGAGUUAGUAAAAGCUCAGAAGGUAUUUGAAGAAAUGAACAUUGAUCUUCAAGAAGAACUGCCUUCACUGUGGAAUAGCCGUGUUGGAUUUUAUGUCAACACAUUCCAGAGUAUUGCAGGCUUAGAGGAGAACUUCCAUAAGGAAAUGAGCAAGUUGAACCAAAACUUGAACGAUGUCCUUGUGAGUCUAGAGAAAGAGCAUGGAACCAGCACCUUUCCUGUUAAAGCUCAGCCAAGAAAGAAAACUAAACUGUUCUCCAGACUGAGGAAAAAGAUGAGCAGUGACAGUACCCCUGCAAAAGCAAACAAAACCCCCUCAUCUCCACCUGAUGGGACUCCCAUCACUAGCCCUGAGACCAAGGCAAUCAACCAUGAGCCAGAGCCGUCCACCCUGGAAACACCUGGGGGAGGCAUCCCUAAGUCUCCGUCUCAGUUGAGGAAAGGCCCUCCCGUGCCGCCACCUCCAAAACUCACUCCGUCCAAGGAGAUGAAGCAGGAGAACAUCAUCAACCUGUUUGAUGACAAUUUUGUCCCAGAGAUCAGUGUGACAACCCCCUCACAGUUUGAUGCCCCUGGGCCCUUCCAGGAGGGAGCCAGCCUGUUGGAUCUGGAUUUUGAUCCCAUUAAGCCAGAUAACAGCCCUGUAGGGAAGUCACCCACACCUGCAGCUCAGUCUUUGCCUUGGGAUUUAUGGGAGCCUGAAAAGACACCCUCUAGCAGCGUACAAUCUAUGGAUCAGUUUCCUGCUGAUAAUCCUAGCAAUAGUGAAUUCGUGGUGGACUGGCCCAGCCAGGCCACCGAGACAGAGGUCAGCCAAUCCACAGAAGAUGCUGCUGCUGGUGCUGAGGCAGCAGGCAAAGAAGCUGGAGCUGAAGCAGCUAAAACCGAAACUGACUCAGGAUCUGCCUCAAGUUCUCUGCCUGCUGUAGUUGUGGAGACUUUUCCAGCCACAGUCAAUGGAACAGUUGAAGGUGGAGCCCCCCCUGAGAGGGCUGACAUGCCACCAGGUUUCCUGUUUAAGGUACAAGCCAUGCAUGACUAUACAGCCACUGACAACGAUGAGCUGCAGUUGAAGACUGGGGAUGUUGUCUUGGUGAUUCCGUUUGAUAAUCCUGAAGAGCAGGAUGAAGGAUGGCUGAUGGGUGUGAAAGAAUCUGAUUGGCUGCAGCACAAAGAAUUUGACCAAUGCCGAGGAGUUUUCCCAGAGAAUUUCACAGAACGAGUGCAGUGAAGUCCUGGAGCUGCUAGGUGGCUUCUCUGCAACAGAAAGCAAGAAGUCUUUGUUUUCCCUCUGGGAAAAAUCUGAAAAAAGGAGAAAAUUUUAAAGGAACAAAAGCCUAACAGUUGUGUUCUUCACAGAAAACAAGGGUUUUAGAAGUACAUUGAAUUCAAAGAGUUAUUAUCAAAUAUAUAGGUAAUAAAGAAAGGCAGGUUGAAAAUAUCCUUUUUCCUUUUGAUUUGAACAGUGUUGCUACUAAGAUGGUUGUUAACCAAGGUGGCUGAGCAAUUUUGUGUAAAAUGAAAUUAGAGUGUGCAGCAUCAUGAGCCAUGAAACUGUCAACUUUCCUGAAACUACAUACUCAAGUUUACCUUGUGGGAAGGUGAGGUCAACCUGUCUUGUGGCUAAGGUUACUUAUGUGGCAUCCCUCAGAGUUCUGACCUUGCAGUUAUUCAGACCUGCAGUGAUACGCCCAAUGCCUGUCAUGCUAUUGAAAAGAAAUACGUAGUGUACAGUGUUCGCAAAUUAAAAUUAUAUAUGUGUGUGUGUGUGUGAGUGUGUUCUUCCCUUUGGAAAAUGUAACAAGAACUGUGAUUUUAUACAUUUAAAUGCAGAGUUACCUGGGAGUGCAUAUCAGACAGAAUAAUUAUGAAGCUGCCCAAAUCCAAAGCUCCUUCAGCCAUGUGAUUGUUGAAUAUAUUACAUUGGCACAUGCUACUUUGAGCCCUUAAAAGAAAACUAAAAGCUCCUUUUUAUAUAAAAGGUUGUUAUAAUUUUGUUUUUAAAAAAGAAUCUUUUACUUAGCUGGGAAUGUGUGGCAGGAAAAUUGGGGGAAGAAAAGUUAUUAUUUUUGUUUACAGUUGGAGAAUUCUGCAGACAAAAUUUCUAUUCACCUGUUUCAUCCCAUGGACAGAGGGCAGUAGGUUGGGCAGCCUGAGCUGCAACAAUGCACAGUGAUUUCAACAAUGCCAGUUAAUGUUCCAUUAUAAUACCAAUUACAUAUGGUUGUGGCAAUUUAAAACUGGCUCUGAGUUAGGUGAGAUGCAUUUUAGGAGGAUGCAGAGGUGAGGUGAGUGGAUCCUAAUGUUACGCCUGUUUUCUCUGUUCUGCUGUGCAUAAGCACUCUGACAAAGGUAGCUGUUCAUGGAAUAGCAAUAUUUCCCCUGCUGCUACACCCCUGUAACUAUCUGGCACUAUGGGCAGUUGCCAUUUGCAAAAAGAAAAAGCCUUCUUAUGCCACACUUGCUAUACUUCAUGUGCUUGCCAGUGCAAUGGCUCAUGGGAUCAGGAGGGGAAAUGAAAGAAAUAAGGAUUUAUUUUAAAAAUAUAGCUAGUUUAUAUUUAUUCCCUUUAAAUCACAGCAGUGCAAACUGGAGGUGGUGUUCCUUUAUGUUUUCCCAUAGAACCCUGAAAUCCCUAAAGAGAAGGCAGGAAAAGAAGGCAAACUUGUCCUGCCUCCUUCUCCUGCAAUAUACAACCACAGAAGAAUUUGGGAGAUGUUCUGAGGUGCCCUCUCAGUUUAUUCUGGGCAACUCUGAGGUCUAACAUGCUCCAUUUGAACUGAAUGUCAAGGAAUAUGACCCAGAAUCCUCUACAAUGCCGAAAUAUCACAUGGUAGAGGCAGAAUAAAGUUCUCCUAGCAGAAUAUUUGAAACAAUUGAUCUAAUAUGUACUGGGAUUCUUACUGUUUUUAUCACUCAUGUUUGUUAGUUGUGUUGCAUAUUGUUAUAAGCAAUCAAGUUACUAGGCAGCUUUCAAAGUGAACAAUGGUCCUAUCAAAAGCAAGAGGUUUCUUUGCCCAUAACUGACUUCCCAAACGAUAAACUUUACUUGAAUGAUGGAUGUGGCUAGUGAGUGCUUCAUAUUCUUUUGUGGAAAUGUUUGUUUGUUUCCAAGUUGCUCUUUGGCUUUUUUCUUUUUUCUUUUUUUAAAUCGACUUGAAGGGAUUCCUCUAGGACAGGCUUCCUCACAUUGCAGUGGCAUAUGAUGUGGGAUUGCUGCAUUUAAGAAUUUUAUAAAAUAUGAACUGCUUUUAGCAAAGCAUGGUAAAUCAAGAUAGAUGACUAAACAGCUUAGCAAUUCCCUUACUUGUAGAACACUGAGUGUCUGGGAGAGAGAAAGCAGAUAGCCCUUUGCUACAGGUUGUAAGAUAGGACUUCAACCAUACUCAGUAAAAAGUAAAUGGUGCAAUUUUGUAUUUUAUUAUGGAUGUGAAUCACCAUCAGAAUCACUGCACAGUCAUCAAUGUAUGCAGUGCCAAGGGCUUUGGAGAAGGCUGCGUGUGUGUGUGUUGUUUGGUUACAGAUGUCAAUGCAUCCAUUAUAAUCCAUCCGCCUGUCUUUAGUGGAAUGACUCCAGUUUUUACAGCAGUGUAAUGAAGAUGCAGAUCUGUUCUGUCUCAAAGUGGCUUUUCUACAAAAUCACUAUGUUCUGGCUUUGGUGAUGCUCUCAACCAAGCAUGUGUUGUUUAAAGUCUUCUGUAUUCUAGAAUUGUCAUCUUCUCCAGUUCCACCCACUGCAAGGUUGUAAGUUACUGCAUUGUUGCUCUUGUAGAUCCAUAUUCUCACAUUAUUCACGGCGUCCCCCAAACUCUAUUUUUAUGCAUUUUAACCCAGUUUGUCAUCUAUCUAAGGACAAUGUUGGGAGGCAUAUAUAAAGAAAUAUAAAGUAAAACAUGUUUACCCGGUAUGGAAAAUCUCAAUAUAAUAUCUAUUUUUAUGGGGGGGGGGGGAGAUAUGGAUUUUUAAAAAGAUGUUGAGAUUAUUAUGAUACAAAACAUUCAUAAUGUGAUGAUGCCUAAAUACUCAUUUUUUGAACAGUAGGUGUAUUUGGAAGUUAUGCUGAUUGCUAAUUCAUUGUUUUCGAUAUGGCUUAUAUUUUUUGGAGUGUGUAUGUGUGUCUGAUUUUCAGGCAAGUGUUACAAAACUUUUCCAUUCAACUCUUCACUUUGUUAUGGAAAAGCAACCAUCCAGUAUUGUACUGUGUCCUUAUUGAUGCUGUGUUCUGAUGCUGUACAAAUUGGUAUAGCUCUUCACCUUUGCAAUCACAGUGGUGAGUUUGUAGUUUUCAGGUCUCUCAUUAAAUUUUCUUCAGUUGCUGUAACAGAAAAUAUGGUUUGCUUCACUGAUCUCUAUUUGCUUCUGAAGAAAGUUGCUCUGUUAAGAGGGAAUAAUUCAGUUGACAAUAAAGAUGGAACCCCUACAGCUUGGAUCUUGCACAAGGUGUAAAUGCAAGGGUCAGUGAAGUUAUUGAAUGGGCAUGGGAUGGAGGUCUGGGACCAUAGUAUAGUAAAGUUGGGAUGACGAUGUAACAGGCAGAUAGAGGGGGUAACAGGCAGUGCAAACAAGUAGAUCUUCUGAACCAUUUGUAUUUGAGCUUAGGGGGAAAAAUCCCAACAACUUUGAAACAAAUCACAAACAUAAAGAACAGCAUAUUCAUUUACGCUACAAAUUUAUACUGGAAUUAUACCACUUUUAACUCAAUUAAAAUUGGGUUUUGUAAUUAUAUAAAGGUAGAACAAAGUUUUAAAGAAAUCUAUCCUUUUCCUACCCCCAGCUAAAGUUCCAAGGACUCCCUGAAACAACUGAAUGACUAUUAAAGUAGUUUAGUCUGUGGUGUAUAAAACCAACAGGCUACUUUGAAACCUGGUAUAAGUUUUACUGGAGUUGAAUGUGCCUUAUCAGAAACUCUAGAAAUAAAAGAGAAAAAAAAUUCAGUGUGUGUGUUUUACCUUGAGUUGUUAAAAGUAAUGUGAAGAUUAAUUCAGCAGCCUUCAGUCAUAUUAAAAUCUGUUUUAUACUAUAUACAGACUGAAUUGUAACAUGACUGAACUGAUUUUUUAAAAAAGAUUUUUCUUUUUCUCUUAAUAGUUUUCUGUCAUCUGUAUUACAAGUUUAUAUGCUGCUUGGCCCACUUCAAACAUGAUGGAUUUAAUGAAGUGAUAGCCAUUCCACGUAGGAAAUUCCAUAUACACCAUAUGCAUACUGUUAUAUAUGAUGAGCACACGUCUCUAUUGCCAUCUGAACCUGCUGUGGGAUACUCCCACAAGCGUCACAUUUCUAUGGAGAAAGGGACACACAUGCUUUUGUCACAAAUACUGGUGCAUAUAAGAUUUCGUAAGCAGAAAUGAUAGCAAUUUAAGAAAUGACUAUGUGUGAAAGCGAUCCUAUGGUUCUGCUCAGUUCAAAGGUGUUAGAAGAUAGUGAUUAUUGAUAGGAAAAUUAUGAAUCUGAAUUCCCUUUUGAAGAAUUCCUUAGUGAUUAUUUUAAAAAACAAAAGCUUAGAUUAUUUGUGGUCCAAGAUUUUGCUAGAGAUGGUCAUAUACUCAGUAGAAUAUGCCUAAAUGCACUGAUCUGUCUCAAAAAGUCAAUUGCAAUGCUGGAAUUGUGUCUGUUCUUGGUGGGGAAUAGAGGUGGAGGAGACAGGAACCAUGUUGCCAUUAUUUCAGACAUCUCAGGAUGAAAUGUAUCCUUGCUUGCUUCAACUUUUUUUCAUUGGAAUAAUGCUGACAACAUUGUGGGACAACGUUGAGCUGUUACCUGCUCCUGCAGGAUCAAGGGAGAGGGAUGUGGGGGUAUAGUUACUGUUAUCAGAUGGAUGUAGUUCUUUAAUUUCCAGGUGGUGGCAGUAAACUUGCACCAGAUAGAUGGCAUGUUAGUUACUGUUUCAGAAGGUUUAAAAGGAGAGUUGGCCUUCAUAACUCAGUUUAGGGUUGGGAUUGAGCUUGUAAAUUUCAUUGAUUCCACUCAUAAUUUGAGUAUUGGUAAUGUAGGGGAACAGCAUAAAAGUCUGUAGAAGCAUAAGGCAACUAGUUUGUGCAUUCAUCCAAUAUUUACCCACAUCCUCAGUAGUGGGCAUUUUCAGGGUUUAAAUUUCAUAGUGCAUAGAAUGCUAAAUUUGCAACUUAUCCUGUUCCAAGUUCCCAAACUGAGAAAAGCCAGAGACAUUAGAUAAUGUACCCUUAUUUUCUUCGGAUAGUACUUCAGUACUAGGAAUCUAGACUGAGGGUUUUUUGUAAUUGUGAAUAUUUGUGUCAUAUUAAUCUCUCUUGAAAUACUGGUUUUCUUAUGUUUUCCACCAAAUGGGGGCAAAGAAGAAAUAUUGUUAUCACAUGGUGAUGGAUGGUAAGGCCAGGGCUUGAAAGAAAUGCAUUCCUAUGACUUACUGUAGCAUGAUCUAAGAGAAAGGGGAAGUUGUAGGUGCAUUUCUGUCCCUUUUUGUGUUGUGCGUCUGAAGAGUGUGAGGUUACUUUCUGGAGGGUUUUUUUUAAACAUAAAAGGGAAGCUGAUCACUGUCCUCUAUUCUUGCUCAUGUGUUUGACUGUUUUCAUGGAAUACUGACAGUCAUCAUAUGAGCAGUAGAAUUAAUAUAUAUUUGGGGUAAGAUGUGGCUUUAUUUUGGUAAAGUAGUUAAGCGACUAUUGCAACGUGCUAACUACCUUUUUGGACUCACUGAAUUCUAAGGAAAAGAGAGCUUCAGAUUUGCAAAAGAAGUCUCCUUUUAAAAGGGUCUGUGACUUCGCACAAUUUGAUUCUAACAUCAGAUUCUAAAAUGAGGUUAAGGUGAUGGAUAGAUUUGAGUGGAAAUUUGAGGCGUUAAUGUGGCAAGCUGAGGCAGAUUUUAUAAAGAUAUUUAAUUGUUUUGAAAAGGUAAGGCUGGUCCUCCUCUUUCAAGGGACACCCCAAUUUGCCAUAUAUUUGAAAUUUCCCAGUUGCUAGCUGAUUAUAAUAUUUUAAAUACGUUAAAUAAAUCCAGCAAAGUCAUGGUUCAGCUGUACAGAAUAACUGGAAGACCUUCCAAGGAACCAUAUGUUCAGAAAGGAGCAUGGUUGGUUGGCAUCUUCACCUCCCCAUAAUUAAACAAGCCACUCUUCUGCAGGGCCAUACACAUUCAGAGCUGGAUACUAUGCUCUGUAGGGAUACUUAAGUUGGCCUGAAGUCUGUAAGAGGACAGAAUCUCAUUGAGCAGAUGGUACAAAGAACAAGUAUAGAAAUCCUGCUCUCCUUCUAGCUUCUUGGCCAAGUAUUGGCACAAACUCCCUGGUGGAGCUUACCUAUAUGGAGAAUGCUCCAGUAUGUAGGCAGUUUGGUUGGAAUCAGGCUGGUAACAUUUAUGCAUGUUAACUACUGAUAAUCAGCCACACACUGCAUUGGUAAAAAGAAAUUGGGGAAAAAAUACUUCUGAGGAUGAACCUACAUGACAUUGAAUGCCAGAUUAAUGUAGCACCAGCUUUCCAUUAUGGUUAACCGCACUGCUCACAAAUCAAGAAGAAAAUAUUACCAAAUAGGGCACAUUUCCUGCUAAACAAGGUCCUAUUCAUUUGCUCCAGGUGAGCAGUUUAAGUAUAGAAGAUUCUGGAUUCCUCAUCUGCCCAAUGCUCUGCUGGACAGAGUGUAACCUUGGAAGGUUCUGGUCUGGGCAGUGUUUUGGAAUUGCAGGAGCUCUGCAAAUGCUCUGAGCAUCACAAAGUGAGUUGUCAUAUGUCACAUUAUCUACUGAUGCUCUAGAGAUAGAGUUUCCCAUUCAUUUGGAAAUGAUACUUCAUUUUCAAGGUGCUUUGAAGGUGCCUUUUGAAGUAUUGAUGGGAGUGAGUUCUUUGCCUCUGUUCACUUGCUACGGAGGGAGAGAUGAGGUGUUACAAUUUAAAUUGUGGAUUUUGAAUGUUAGUGAAUGGAACAAUGGUAUAGAAGUGUUUUGCUAGCCGAAGUUGACUGGACCAGACAUUUUUGUGCCAUUGUAGUUUAGGAAUUGGCCUGAAUGUCUCCUCUCUCAACAAGAUUUCUUGGGCAACAAGUAAGAUGAAACUGUAUUCAAACACUAUCCUCAAAAGCAGACAGCCACAGCUCUUUCAAACAUCAUACCUGAAUUUUUACCAUAAUAAUGCUGGGAAAUAAGGGUAUUUUGCCUUUCUGUAUUUGCCAUGGAGUGGGAAAAAAGAAUACUUAUUUUGAGGUUCUCUGCCUAUGUAAUUCUUUCUGCUGCAGAUACAACUAACUUGAGCUCUGUAUUCUGGUUGAUGGAACCUUCCUGUCUUAUCUGAGGCUUGCUGGAUGCUGUCCCCUCUUUCCAAUAUAACUCACUGACCCAUUCUCUGUAUUUCAAGCAUUAUCAAUUCUUCUGUUGUUUCAGCCACUUAGUUCAACCUUUUUAUUCAAGGAAUACUUAACAUUUGGGGUGGGUUUCCCUUCUUUUACAAAAAGGAAAAAGGAUCCUGGUGUAUUGAGAACUGUGACUUCCACUUUGAGUGAUAUGUACUACAUGAAUUUAUCCCAUAUGUUUGUUUCCCCCUGGAAAUAUUCAGAAAUAUAAUUUGUGUCAUCUUC
Molecule: messenger RNA, 9172 nt
Organism: Eublepharis macularius
Lineage: Eukaryota; Metazoa; Chordata; Lepidosauria; Squamata; Eublepharidae
Gene: BIN1
Product: bridging integrator 1
Exons: 19
Coding region: 108-1862 (584 amino acids)
Biological process (GO): regulation of endocytosis
Cellular component (GO): cytoplasm; synaptic vesicle; plasma membrane
Molecular function (GO): tau protein binding; phospholipid binding
Source: RefSeq, a predicted model, not a curated record